Messenger RNA from Phyllopteryx taeniolatus (common seadragon), 1491 nucleotides. It is a transcript of the gene gpr68, whose product is annotated as ovarian cancer G-protein coupled receptor 1. The record is from RefSeq and is a predicted model, not a curated record. Gene Ontology annotation, biological process: G protein-coupled receptor signaling pathway; cellular response to pH. The transcript is spliced from 6 exons. Gene Ontology annotation, molecular function: G protein-coupled receptor activity. The coding region runs from base 214 to 1311 and encodes 365 amino acids. Gene Ontology annotation, cellular component: membrane. NCBI's taxonomy places the organism in Eukaryota, Metazoa, Chordata, Actinopteri, Syngnathiformes, Syngnathidae.
AGCAAGAAACGUUAACAACCUUGUCCAAGAAGAAAACGCAGCAAAGAGGGUUUCAGGCCUUUAAUGCAUUUCGGCCAUUGUUGAGUCCUCUAGGAGACAAGAAUAUUUAUUUGUGUAUGGAUGUUUGUGUGUGGGAGUAAAUACAUCUGGAAACAUGAACGCGUUGUUGCAGUGAAGUAGUGAUAGAAAGAGAAGGCUGUGCUGGUGUUCAUUAUGCUCGAGGAGGGCAUUAUGAAUUGUACCAUCAGCCAUGAAAUCCAUCAGUACGUCUUCUGCUUUGUGUAUAUCUUCGUACUAUUGGUGGGUGUUCCCUCCAACCUGUACUCUCUGUACCAUGCAACACUGCAGCUAAAGCAAAAGAAUGAGCUUGGGGUUUACUUGAUAAACCUCACUGUGUCUGAUCUACUAUACCUGGCAUCAUUACCACUCUGGCUCCAGUACUUUUUUCAGGAUGACGAUUGGCGACACAGGGAAUGGCUGUGUCAAUUGUGUGGCUUUCUUCUCUAUGAGAACAUGUACAUCAGCAUUGGGUUCUUAUGCUGUAUAAGUCUGGAUCGCUACCUGGCUGUCGUGCACCCUUUGAGGUUCACCUCCCUCCGCUCUUUGAGUGCAGCUUGUCUUUUUAGUGUCAUCAUCUGGCUUAAGGAGAUUGCAGUUGGCGUGGUUUUCUUCCGUCAUAAAGAGCUGAGCAAAAAUCCCAACAACCAAUCAGUGUGCUUUGAGCACUACCCUAUGCAGCCUUGGGAGUAUCCAAUCAACUACUACCGCAUCACCAUUGGUUUCAUGUUCCCGCUGACCAUCCUGCUGAUCAGCUAUCUGUGCGUGCUUCGUGCUGUGGGCCAGAGUGCAGGCACACAGCCAGAUCAGAAGACCAGAAUCCGACAGUUAGUCAGCAGUACCAUCCUCAUCUUCCUAGUUUGCUUCUCCCCUUACCAUGUCUUUCUGUUAGUACGCACUGUGCUGGAGAGAGACUGCAACUUUAUUACAGGGAUUUUCAACUUUUACCACCUAGCGCUGUUGCUGACCUCUCUGAACUGUGUGGCGGAUCCUGCUCUCUACUGUUUUGUCAGCGAAAGUGCCCGCCGAGGUCUUUCCCGGGCUAUUUUUCAACCUGUGACAAGACUUCUCUGUUGCUGCCUUGGCAGCUGCAGUGCCAGUCCCACCAACUCUGCCACAGAUUCCCACAAUGUUCUCACUGAUGAGAACAACACCCACAAGCAUGUGAUUAUGCUAGAUCACCUUGGCCAGAACUGCAGAAGUACAAUUCUAAUCACAGUGGAUGAUAAAAAAACAAUCAUACCAUUACCUUAAAAUUUCAAUAAUGGAAAGACUGCUAUGGAGGAGAGCCAGAAGAUAGAAAAGAUAUAGGAUUCUGUGAUGUGAAUGGGCAAAGAACAAGCAGGAGGGUGUCGACCUCAGGACGUCAUACCUCUGCAGCGUCCUCUGCAGCGUGGGAGUGACCAUUGCUAAUGCUGCUGCAUUUACAUUCUU